Molecule: messenger RNA, 8506 nt
Organism: Zootoca vivipara (common lizard)
Lineage: Eukaryota; Metazoa; Chordata; Lepidosauria; Squamata; Lacertidae
Gene: MEGF9
Product: multiple EGF like domains 9
Biological process (GO): animal organ morphogenesis; tissue development
Source: RefSeq, a predicted model, not a curated record
GGAGAAGGAACUCGGCGUGAGGCUGCUUGACAACGCGGAAAGGAGGAGGUGGUGGUGGUGGGGACAAUGCCAUGGUGCCUCCUCCCGCCCAGCUGCUCUCUGCAAGCCGGUUCUGUGCCACCGCCAGUCCGGGCGUAGGAGCGCAAAGAGACACCCGGCAGCCGCAGGCGCCGCCUCCUGGGAAGCUAGAGUCUCUGCGGGGGGGUUGUUGGUUGUCAAUGGCUGGCUGACCCUCCACCCCCGAUCCCCGUUGUCACCGGCGGUCCUCGCCGCGCGGGCAAAGCGGCUCCUGGCGCGGCUGAAUGGGUGGGCGGGUGAAUGGCUAGCUGGCCAGGCGGAUGGAGGGAUGCAAGAGACCCUGCGCGGCAACAUCAUCAUGAGGACCUCGCCGCGGCGCCACGGGGACCUCGGCCGGCUCUCCCGGCUGCUGCUGCUCUUGCCACUCUGCUUCACGUGCGCGCUGGCCCUUGACUCGGGGCCGCGGAGCGCCACCGCCGGGCCAGCAGCAGCGGCAGGAGGCGGCGGCGGCGGCGGCUCCGGCUCUGACAGAGGGUCCACAGCAGCGGCAUCGCCUGGGGGAGAGGUGCGCUCCGGUGCGGGAGCCGAAACGUCGUCUCUGCUCUCACCUUCGCCGGCUCCUACUCCUCUUCCCCGAUCCUCUCUUCUCCUUCCCCCGCCGCCUCCUCUUUCGCCCUCGCCCACCACCCCGCAGCAAUACGGGGGCGAGGAGGAGGAAGAAGGGAACGACAUUGGUUCCUGGGCGGCGGCGGCAGAAGCAGGCAACGCAACUGGGAUCCAGCCCACCUUGGCGCCCCCCGAUGACCCCCCAACCCAGCCUGCUGCUACUGCGGGAGCACAAGGGGGCAGCCCCUCAGGCUCCGAGGGGCCCGGCCCUGAGGUGCCCAGCCCUGGCAACGCCGCUUCGGCGGUAGACGCGGCAUCCCCGCUGGUUCCGCCGGCUCCUUCACUAGCCUCAGCGUCCGCGGCUCCCCAAGAACCGACCCUCAGCGUCUGGUUCAGCAGCGUCCCCACCGCCGAGCCCUCGUCGCCUUCCGAGGAGGAAGAGAAAGACGAUCUGGUGGCCCAUAGUGGGACAGACUUCAUCAUCUGUAACUGCAGUUCUGUUGGGAGCACUGGUCUGGGCGACUGUAACACCAGGACAGGGCAGUGCGAAUGCCGGACAGGACACGUGGGUCUGCACUGCGAAGGGUGUGGGGAAGGCUAUUACCCAGACCCCACAAGUGGGCACUGCCUUUGGUGCGGCUGCUAUUCCGAGGGCUCCGAAUCCCUGUCCUGCGACAACUCUGGAAGAUGUCGCUGCAAAGCUGGUUCAGAUGGCCCCAAAUGCACCCAGUGCCAGGAAGGCUACUCCCUGUUCAACGGGACCACCUGCGAACCUUGUCGGUGUAACAACCAUUCGGCGAGUUGUGAUCGGUUGACAGGCACUUGCUUGGACUGUCAAGGGAACACAGAAGGCGCUUCCUGCGAGAAAUGCAAGGGGCAGUUUUACCGAAGUGGUUCGCGACACCAUGAGUGUCUUCUUUGUCCUUGCUCCCCUGUAGUGUCCUCUGGCAGCUGUCAUAUAAAGCCCGGUCACCGCAUGCCAACCUGUGACCAGUGCCGCCCCGGCUACAGCGGUUCUCACUGCAACCAGUGUGACAUUGGCUACUACAGCUCUGACAGCCUCUGUAUCAAAUGCCAGUGCAAUGGGAAUGUUGACCCAGCGCGGUCACCCAGAGUCUGCAGGCUGGACACAGGGGAAUGCCUUGGCUGCCUUUACCACACGGCAGGAUUUCACUGCGAAAAGUGCCAGGAAGGUUACGCCAAACGUUUGGAAGGAGCGAAUUGCACCAGGAAAGAAUAUGUUCCUGGUCCCGAAGGCAGAGGGUUCGCUCCUCCGACUAUAAACAUCAGUGUAUCAACAUCAUACUCUACAACAGCCACCAACAGCACAUUACCCCAGCCUUCGAUGGUACAAACAGUUUCCCCCAUCAGUUCCUCUGACAAUAGUACUUCUACUUUAGCUGAUGUAUCAUGGACCCAGUUCAAUAUCAUCAUCCUUACUGUCAUUAUUAUCCUCGUGGUUCUGCUGAUGGGCUUUGUGGGUGCUGUCUACACGUACCGCGAAUAUCAGAACAGGAAGCUGAAUGCCCCCUUUUGGACCAUUGAGCUCAAGGAGGACAACAUCAGUUUCAGCAGCUACCAUGAUAGCAUCCCCAAUGCUGAUGUCUCAGGCCUGUUGGAGGACGAUGGUAACGAGGUAGCGCCCAAUGGCCAGCUGGCGCUGGCCACUCCCAUGCAUAACUACAAGGCUUAACAAAACCAGGGUUGAGAGUUUUCAAAAUCUUGUAAGUGGAGCAAACCAGUGCAGUGCCUGUUGGGAGGGACCCCAGUCAAAUGACACCAGCGUUCCGGGCAAGAGGACUAGAUAACUUUCCCAGCAUUGGCCGUGGCCAGGCUUUGGGGUACACACACACACACACACACACACACACACACACACACACAGUGUUGGACACUGGAGAUAAUAAAGGAGUUUCAGGUAAAUUUACAGAUUGUAUUCGAUUCAUUGUUUCCCAUCAAAAUCCAUCCUUGCCACUAUGGAUAUAAACUUGUAUUUUAAAAAAUGGAGUUGCUUUGAAAUAUAUUUUUGUAAGCAAUGAUGAAGGCAUAUACCAAGACGUCAUCUCAUCGCCAAUCAAAAGCUAUGUUGAAACACUGGACGCCUGAUUUUAACUCUUGUUUUGAAAUGUAGCCAUUGUCAUCUAACUUAUGGGAAAUGGCUUUUAUGGUUUGGAGAGCGGGGGUGGGGGGUGGAUUCCCAGAACUCUGUUUUGUGCUCUUAAAAGUUUUGCUGCUGCUGCUGCUUUUUUUUUAAAAAAAAAGAAAAGUCACUGGUGAAAAGAUGUGCUGAUAGAAACCAAGAGCUCUGAAAGUUUCCAUUUAUGCUUUGACCUUAGGAGUACAUAAAAGAAAUGGGUGAGAGUGUUGUACUUUUUUUGCAACCUUCCUUCGAACGUGAUGAUGAUGCUAUUUAAAAUGCAAGAAUCUGUUUAUUUUCUUAGCUUUGUUGAACUCUGAUUCUCCCAAGGGAUGCUAGCGAGGACGUUGCACGAGCGUUGUUCCCCGAGUCUCCAAUCUGGUGUGGAAACAGCCUGUAUACAGAAUGUAACAAAGCUUCCUCUGCAAUGUAUUUGUAAACUAUUUGUACAAAAAUGACAUAUUUUAUCACUUAGAUUUUAUCUGUACAGCCACUCACCGCAUUGUAAAAACAAAAAACAAACACAGAAGUCAAAGCAGCAACAAAUAAGCAAGUAUUGUAUUAAAGUGCUGUAAAUUUCAAUGGCAAUAUUGUUGGAGCUGGGCCUCCGGCAAAGGUUUGUUGCUAACUUUUUCCUCUUCUGAUAAUAUGACUAACUUUCUGAUCUUAAAUUGAUCGUUCCUCCCUCUCUCUUUUUUGUUUUUGUUUUGGUUGAACGUCUGCCAGGGGUGAGGAACCUCUGGCUCGGGGGCCAAAUGUGACCCUCCAGGCCUCUUUGUCUGACCUUCAAGGCUCUCAUCAGACUGAGGCAGCUGCCUUGGGUGGCAGAAUCCUGUGAGGGAUCUGCAGAACCCCAGUAAGCAAGGCUUUGGUGGGGGAAGGGGCCGGUUCCUUCCCAUUUUGCCUCAGGCAGUAUAACAGAACAGGCUGCCCUGCUUGAGUGUUUUUGGUUGGCUGGAAUCUGUCUUUUGAAGAAUGAUAAAACCUUUUGGGUUGUCUGGACAAAGAGAAAUAGGUCUGUGUAGAGAGCAGCCCAGCAUAUAAAAGGGGGAAAUUGUAUUUGUUUCCUGUUAUGUACUGAGCUGAAUCCUAGAACAAUAGGAUUCAGAAUCAGCAGGAGCUAUCCAAUCCAACUCCAGGUGGAAGUGAAUCCGCAACCUGAUUGGCCUGCAGGAGCAGCCAAUCAGGCGGCUGGCAGAAGUGAAUCUGCAACCUGAUUGGCCUGUAGGAGCAGCCAAUCAGGCUGCAGGCAGAAGUCAAAUAUUUCAUUUCCCCAUCCACUCCCUUGGCUGAUGCGAUAUGACCCCUUCCAGAAAGUUUGAAAGCUCACCAGGUUCCAGGACCUCCUGUAACUCUUAACCCUUGACUCCUGCUACUUGCCCCCUUGCUCUGACUGCCUGGUCUCCUGUUUCCUACCCUCUUCCUCCUCCUUUGCUGGCAGUUGUCUCACAGGUGGCACAGAACCCCACCAAUUAAUGCCCCCCCCUAAUUUCAUUGUGCUCCCUCUCUAUCUCUUCCGCCUGCAUAUCUCCCCACUCCUUGAUCUUCUGCCAGUCCCUGGAACUCUCUUUCAUUCAGAGUUCUCUACCUCUGCAACCACAGCACAAGAAGCAAUCAAACGGUUUAAAAUUCCACCUCUUUGCUUUGCCAUAGCUUUCCAGUCAGCAACAUUUAACGAGUAUGUUUAUAUUGUUAAUCUUUUUGCUGACAUUAGCAAAAAACUGUUUUAGUGCAAAUGUGUGUGCGUGGGGGGAAGGAUUGAAAUAAUGUUCCCCCAAAGGCAUGCUAAGGUACAUUGUCCUUCUUUUGCCCGUACAGUUAUGACACACUCACUUGUGUUGAUGGGGCAUAGGGGGGGCAUACAUUCAAAAAAGUGUUACAUCUGUUGAAAUGUGGAAAGCCAGUUAAGUGCUAAAGGGCAGAAGCCAGGGUGCUCCUCUCAGGUGCGAUGGCAGAUAUUGGCCCAUCAUCGGUGUUGAAAUCAGUGUUGAGACCUGUGGGUAUAGGGCGAUAUACAAAUUUAAUUAAUAAUAAUAAUAAUUAAUUAAUAAUAAUAUCAGAUUCAGCUCCAGUACAGUUGGCUUCUUUAUGUGGAAAAGGGAAGGAUGUGCUUUCUUACCAUUUGCCUCAGGCAGCACAAUGUCUUGGCUCAGCUGGCUCAGCCCUGCUAUUAGGCAGAGGGAGCCAGCCACCUCAGGUACAGCGCUGGAUUUAAGGUGGUGCGGGCAGUUCCCCUGCACAGGGUGCUGAGCUGAGAGGGUGCAAAAUUGAGAAGAUCUAUGAUUAAGAAGAUCCAUUUGGGGGUGCCAAAUUUUGGCAUCACACGGUGCCAUAUUACAAAAGAUUACCAAAGUGUGCCCCUGUCAGGUGGCAGAUACUGAGGACUGGGGAGAAGUGUAGGUGCCACAUGGACAGUCCCUCCUAAGGCAGCCUGUGCAGUUGAGGACAGAGUGCCUGAAUCCACUUUAAUUCCACAAAUCCAAAUUUCCCAGCAGGCACUUCAAGCCUUCCUGCAAAACAGUAAAAAUAUUGAGGCGGCCAUUGACAGAAUGUGCAUCCUUGCUUCCUGGGAGUGGGGUGGGUGGGUGCAUGGCUGAAUCAGCCCUCAAAAGAACAAGUGUGGGAGUUUACAGGAGAGAACACUAUGUAUUUAAGUGUUCCACUGGGGAAAAAAAAACUGUGUCAAUUUUUAUCACCUUCUCUACUUGAAACCAACUGUCGGGAGAAUGUUAUCUCUCAAAUGUUCCACCCUAUAUCAACCUUCCAUAUUUGUUUUGUUUUUAAAGCUGCCUUUCCUUUCCUUGAUGGCUUUGCGAAGUCUUAUCUGCUCCUUUCAACCCUUCCCAGUCUCCCAGAGCUAGUAUGGCUCCCAACAAGGAACUCACCAUAUUGUAAGUGUAAAUGGGUUUAGCUGUCCUGGUUUCACUGCAAAGGAUUCUGGAGGGAAAAUAACAAGGUACCACCCUUCCAAUUUACACUCGUGGCACUCUUACAUUAAAUAGUGUAAUAAUUUUUUCCCCCUGCAUAUGUCUGUGGGAAACUUCACUUCAUAUGCACUGCAAAUUCUCAUUAGCCUCCCCCACCCUGCUGCUUCCAGGUGUUUCGUAGUACAACUCCUAUUAGUCCCAGCCAGUGUGGCCAAUGCUCACAGACAGUGGGACCUGGAGUCCAAAGACAUCUAGAGGGCACUAGGUUGAGGAAAGCAGACCUGCAUCAUAAGGGGGGGGUGUUCUUGUUUCUUAGCUAGUCCUAACAAGGGUAUGGUGCUUCUAUGGAUUCUUUCCUCUUUAGGCAGGGAUGUCUAACUUGUGGCACUCCAUGUGCUCCUGAAUUACAAUUCAUGAUUGAUAGCUCAGUCAGUAGAGCGUGAGACUCAUAAUCUCAGGGUCAUGGGUUUGAGCCCCAUGUUGGGCAAAAGAUUCCUGCACUGCAGGGGGCUGGACUAGAUGACCCUUGUGGUCCCUUCCCUGCUCUACAAUUUUAUGAACUUGCAUCAGUCCUAACUUUGGUCAUACUGGCUGGGGCAGGUGGGAGAAUCUCAGGCUCCCCAUUUCUUGCGUAGAGGAAAGUCAAGAAGGUCAAAUAUCUUCUACAACAGCCUACAUGUAAGUAGACCCUCAACUUCUAGCAUGCAAAAGGUCCCAGAUUCAAUCUUUGGCAUCACUGGGUAGGGCUGGGAAGGACUUCGGCCCAAGAAUCUGAACUAGGGACAUGGAACCUGGUGCCCUCCAGCUAUUGUUGGGCUACAUCUCCCAUCAUACCUGUCCAUUGGUGAUGCUGGCUAGGGCUGGUGGGAGUUGGAGUCCAACCACAUCCAGAGGGCCACAGGUAUCCACAUCCCUGCCCUAAUGGACCAGCAUUGGGGGAGGAAUCUUCCCAUCAAAGAACCCCUGCCUCAGCUCUUAAAGCAUAUGGCAGAUGAGUGCAUAUUUUGAGCAUUUAGACAUAUUUCAUGGAUGUGAAACCCAGCUCAUCUUAGGUGAGUUCCACACACAAAUGUCUACCAUGGAGAGAAUAUGCUGACCUGUCAAACCUGUGACGUGUAAUAACAGAACCACUGAACAGUGGGUGGUGUUUCAGUAUUAAGAUUUUAGAAGCAACAUUUUGAGAGUAUAUAUCGGGGAUGGGGAACCUGUGGCCCUCCAGAUGCAGUUGGGUUACAACUCCCAUCAUCCUUCACUAUUAGCCCUGUUGGCUGGGGCUCAUGGGUACUGGAGUAAACUACUUCUGGGGAACCAAAGGUUUCCCAUCCAUAAAAGGCCUAUUGCUGUACUCUGGAUACAUUUUGGCAUUUCUAAAGGAGAAUUCAGUGCACCCUCCCCAGGCUGCCAGAGUUCCUUAAGGGAAUCCAUUAGAAAUUAAACCAUUUUUUUUGUGGCGGUAUUGUAGGAUAGUAUGUAUGUACCCCUAUGCGAUGCUAUUCAAAUUCAAGGAAGUGAUACUGUUGCCUGGUGUGAAUGGAGAAGACUGACGGAACUUUAAGUUACUCAUGGUGGCCAAAGGCUUACAGUCCUUUCAUCUUGUUCUGGCUAUAAUCUUAAAGUAAUGACUUUGAGCCAUGUCAAUCUAUGCCAUGGCUGGUUUGGAUGAAAGCAAAUGUAAUCUCAAUGACCCAAGUUUUGCCUCCUCUCCAUAUGCUGUUCCAUAGCCACACUUGUGGCUGCACUUGUGUCAAAACAGAAACAGCAGGCCAGUGUUUGUUCAUUUUUAAAAAAUAGAAUCUAAUGAACUACCAUAGCUAGAAAUAACUGCAUGAAAUUUAUCUGUAGAGAAGCAGCAUGAAUUGUGUAGUGAAAUAGGCACUGCAUUAGAUCAGGCCAAAAAAUAUGCUAAAUUUAUGAAGCAGGUAUGAUGAUCUCAGAAGCAUGGUUGGCCAAGCCCUUUUAUGCCCUGAAAUUUUAUUCCAACUCAUUGGUCACAUCCAUACCAUACAUUUAAAGUGCAUUCAGAGCACAUGGCUUUCCCCCAAAGAAUCCUGGGAACUGUAGUUUGUUGAGGGUGCUCGGAAUUGUGGCUUUGUGAGGUUCUUGGUUCCCAGGAUUCUUUUUGGGAAGCCAUAUGCUUUGAAUGUAUGCCAAACAAAACAGAUAUAAUAAGCCACAGCAAUAAUUUAACACAGAGAACCUACCGGUAAUAAAAAAAUAAUCCUGAAAUAAAAUAUCUGUACUACAGCAACCUAAACUUUAAAAGCAGUCAAAACGUCUGAAAACUCAACUGCUUAUAUCUCCAAAUCAUAUAACAUGGUUUGGGCUACUGAAUUGAAUAUAACUUGAACUCACUGUCCCCAGGGACAAUCCACCAGCCAUAAUUUAUGCCCCUGAUUUCUGAGCAUAUGUUGAGCUUUUCUUGACAAAUGGUUGGGGGGGAGUGCGCGAUGGGAGGGAUCAAAUGUGUGAUCAGAAUAUAUGUUGGAAUUUAUACUGAAAAGUGUUAUUUAAAAUGGAUUAAAAUAAAAUGUAUAUAAUUUGUAUCUAUUCCAGUUUGGCUUUUGCCUUUGUUUUUUAAAUAAAACCUGUGAAUGGGUCAUAUACAGCUUCUACAGACAUUUUAAAUCAGGGGUGGUGAAUCUCAGACUCAGAGGGCUAAUGUAUCUCUCCAGACCUCUAGCUGACCAUUGAGGCUCUCUGAUACAACAAUUCCUCCUUGGCCACACCUUUCAUCAGCCUGCUUCAGACCCUCUUUGAGUAUUUUUGCCUGGUUGGAUUGUAUCCUUAAUCUCUGAUGAUGCCUCUUGCUUGCCUUGUU